AUGGUCAAGGGCAUCCACGAGCAGUAUUUCCUGGCAGGCUCGGACAUCUGUCAGACCAUCACCUUCAACAGCACCACGAUCUCACAAGGCAAGUUCAAGAUGCAGGCCGUUGUGUAUGAGAUGAACAAGGUGGGAGCAGAGCUGGCCAAGAAGGCAGCGGCCGAGGUGACGAAGAAGGAGCCGCACAGGCCCCGUUUCGUUGCUGGAGCGGUUGGACCUGCGUCGCCCAGCGUGGAGGACCCAUCUUCCUGCAACGUGAAUUUCGAUGAGCUGGUCGAGGCCUACAAGCAGCAGCUCAGCGGCCUUGUGGAUGGUGGCGUCGACCUGCUGAUGAUCGAGACCUGCGCGGCCGGACUCGUUGCGGUGGAGCAGUAUUUCCAAGAAACCAAACAGGAGCGGCUUCCAUUGAUGCUCAGCGCCACGGUCGACUGCAGCAGUGGCCGAACCCUCUCCGGGGAAAGCAUCGCAGAGUUCUACGACAGAGCGCGGCAAGCGAAGCCUUUCAGCAUCGGCAUCAAGUUCGCUGUCGGUGCUGAAUGUGCUGAUCACAUCAAGGACGUUAACACGGGCUGCGGCCACAUGUGCUUCAACGCUGGUGGCUACGAGGAGCGCCCCGCUCUCUUCUAUACCAACAUCUCGGACUUCCCCCUGGACGGUAUCCUGAACUUGAUGACAUAG
Symbiodinium natans is the source of this 678-nucleotide messenger RNA. The record is from the annotation of a GenBank genome assembly. NCBI's taxonomy places the organism in Eukaryota, Dinophyceae, Suessiales, Symbiodiniaceae.